Molecule: messenger RNA, 759 nt
Organism: Cynara cardunculus var. scolymus (artichoke)
Lineage: Eukaryota; Viridiplantae; Streptophyta; Magnoliopsida; Asterales; Asteraceae
Exons: 2
Coding region: 1-759 (252 amino acids)
Source: RefSeq, a predicted model, not a curated record
AUGGAGCGAAAGAGCGAACGGAGGAGGAGGAUUAUCGAAAGAGGAUUCGAACGAAUCGCGUUCAUUAAUUCCGCUCAUGUCGAUAGCGUAGAAGAUUCCGCUUCAUCUCAUCUUUUACACACAAAUUCAUCGCCUAAUAAUCGAUACAAUACUGUUGAUGAUGAAUUCUCAAGAGAAACUACAAGUGACCUGGAAACUGAAGAUGUUCCAACAUUGAGCAAAUGUGGGACUGAUACAGAAGCUCUACGUUUACCAUUAUCCCCUAUUUCGUCAAGAAGCAAGUUACCAGUAUCUCGUAUUACAUCACGAAUUCACAAAGUAUCAAGUGACAGAAAGUCUUCUCUUAAACAACAUGGCAUUCAUCUGAACCUCUACUCUCUCAAGGAAUUGAAUUUCUGCAUUAUUGCCUCAGAAACUACACGUGUUUCGUGCUCUAUCGUCAUUGCUCUUUUAGUAGUUCUAUCUAACAUUAAUCUUCAUCGGAAUAUUGUCCAAUCGAGGAGUUUCAUAUCGUCAAAUCCUCUUUACAUCCUCCUGCUGACUGAUGUUACAAUUGUGAUUGGAUGGCUAACACUCAACAGGUUUAGAUUUUCUGAGAAGAUCGAGGAGGAAGUGAGGUUGAAGGAGGAUAAAGAGAUUUGGGGAGGAGCAUUUAGGAUUUUAGAGAUUGGUUUGGUGGCACACCAGAUGGUUCGUGCCGUUUUCAUAGAUUUCAGCUUUUAUGCUGUCAUCGUCGUCUGCGGGUUCUCUCUUUUGUAG